Molecule: messenger RNA, 1039 nt
Organism: Chaetomium strumarium
Lineage: Eukaryota; Fungi; Ascomycota; Sordariomycetes; Sordariales; Chaetomiaceae
Product: peptidase C1-like family-domain-containing protein
Exons: 1
Coding region: 62-592 (176 amino acids)
Biological process (GO): response to toxic substance; proteolysis; L-homocysteine catabolic process
Cellular component (GO): cytoplasm
Molecular function (GO): cysteine-type aminopeptidase activity
Source: RefSeq, a predicted model, not a curated record
AAAAAAAAAAAAAAAAAAAAAAAGACAAGAAGCUCUGGACUGACAUGGCGCGCAGUGGGACAUGGUCUACAACCUGGUGGCCAAAUACGGCCUCAUCCCGCAGUCCCUCUACCCUGACAGCUUCUCUGCAACGGCCAGCAGCACUCUCAACAGCAUCAUCUUCACCAAGCUCCGCGAAGACGCCCUCGUGCUGCGCAACCUACUCUCCAGCCCCUCCACCUCGGCCACCGCAGUCUCCAACGCCAAAGCCGAGAUGCUCCGCGAGAUCCACACCAUCCUCACUCUCACACUCGGGCCACCACCGUCCCCUUCCGAGCCGUUCAACUGGGACUUCACAGACACGUCCGGCAAGGCCCGCACCGUGCGCACCACCCCACAGCGAUUCGCGCAGGACAUCUGGUCGCCCAACUUCCGCAUCACGUCCGCCGCGGCCGGCCAGGGCGGCUGGUUCGGCAUGGGCGAUUCGUGGAUGGAUGAGUUUGUCUAUCAGGCGGUGGUCGACCCGAGCGUGUUGCGCGAGGAAGUGAAGAAGGUGUUGGAUGGCGAGCCUGUUGUGUUGCCGCUGUGGGAUCCCAUGGGGAGUCUGGCGUAGUAGGGGGAUACCCUGGGGGGGAUGCUGUUUCAAUCGUCUUUGGCGCCGGUUUACAUACCUAAUACUACUAGUACUCAAUUCUACAUGAGAAGUCUCUAGCGAUCUCCUGACAAGCGAAGCAGGAGACAUGCGACUGGGUACCUUACUCUACCUUACCUAUCUUGGAAAUCAGGUACCUUUUGGUCUUCUUCCCCUAUGUUAGCUUGGAACACCCUACUGAAGGCACUCCGUUAUGCCGCUCGCCGCUCGGACAAAGGCAAGUUGCCUAGGAACAUACCUAUGCAUCAAUGAGCUAGAGAUUUUAAAUCCGUAGACGCAGGACCCCCAAACAAACCAACAGAUAGCCAAUAUCUUCCCAGCCUCGAUACCUCUCGAGACCACCAUCCGUAUCAACCAGGAAGGCAGUGCACAAAAAAGGGGAACCCGCCCUGUUCUGAUGUUGAUCCC